CACACAAAAAAAGCAAGGCAAUAAUGUUUGUUGAGGUUACGUUUGUCAGUUGACUUCAGCAUAUAUUCUGUUGACGGCUUCAGUUGAAGUCGCAUAGGCACAGUUUUCAUCCAUUUCAAUCUUGUCAUUCUUGCUUGCAUGUGAUGACCCUUGAGUAUACAAGUCAAUGAUGAGAUUUUCGUUACUUGAGUUCUUCUUUGACAGCUUCAGCCCGAGAACCACCACUGUCACUGCUAGAGCUAUGAUCAAAGCACCAAAGACCACAGUCACAGCUAACAAGACCUUCUCCCGU
Messenger RNA from Geodia barretti, 292 nucleotides. Lineage: Eukaryota; Metazoa; Porifera; Demospongiae; Tetractinellida; Geodiidae. The record is from the annotation of a GenBank genome assembly.